Messenger RNA from Vicia faba (fava bean), 1959 nucleotides. The record is from the annotation of a GenBank genome assembly. NCBI's taxonomy places the organism in Eukaryota, Viridiplantae, Streptophyta, Magnoliopsida, Fabales, Fabaceae.
AUGGCACAUAUUUCCCACUCACUCUUUCUCACCCCCAUCUCUUUCUGCACCCUCCCCAAAACCCCAACCACUUUUCCCUUUUCCACUUCAACACUUUCCUCGCCGCUUUCCCCACCAAGAUUCACCUCACUCCCUUCCCGGAGCUUCCCCCGCUCCAUACCGCAUUCCAACGCCGCCGAAUUCUCAGCCUCCAUCAACGACGACGAAUUGCUUGAACUUCCUGAGGAAUUAGAAUUAGAAUUAGACCAUCAGGUUGAUUAUUCCGACGACGAAGACGUCGAUGUCGUCGCUCUCGAGCAAGAAGCAAAGGAAGCUGCACUGGAGUAUUCAACCUCUCUAUCCCGCAUUUUGACUAUAGAAGAUGAGAUAACUGAUGCGAGAGAAACCGCUAAAAACUCCAGGAGGAGUAAACCGAAGAAAAAAAUUAUCCCCGACAAUCUUCUCCCAAGGAUUGCUAUUGUUGGAAGACCGAACGUUGGCAAGUCAGCAUUAUUUAACCGUCUUGUUGGGGGUAACAAGGCAAUUGUGGUGGAUGAACCUGGGGUUACGAGGGACCGUUUAUAUGGCCGAUCAUUUUGGGGAGAUCAUGAGUUCAUGGUGGUAGACACCGGGGGUGUUAUAACUGUUUCAAAAUCGCAAUCUACGGUUAUGGAAGACCUGGAUAUUACUACGACAAUUGGUAUGGAUGGUAUUCCCCUUGCCUCUAGAGAAGCAGCUGUUGCUAGGAUGCCAUCGAUGAUUGAGAAACAAGCAAUUGCAGCUGUGGAAGAAUCAUCUGUUAUUGUUUUCCUGGUUGAUGGUCAGGCAGGUCUAAUAGCAGCUGAUGUGGAGAUUGCUGAUUGGCUACGUAAAAACUACUCAAACAAACCUAUCAUUCUAGCAGUUAACAAGUGUGAAUCUCCAAAGAAAAGAAUUAUGCAGGCGUCUGAAUUUUGGGCCCUUGGGUUUGAACCAAUCCCAGUAUCAGCAAUAUCAGGGACUGGAACUGGAGAGCUUCUUGACCUUGUUUGUUCAGGGAUACAGAAAGUUGAGGAGCCAGAGAAUCUUGUUGAAGAAGAAGAUUAUAUUCCAGCAAUUUCUAUUGUUGGUAGACCAAAUGUUGGCAAAAGUAGCAUUUUAAAUGCACUGGUUGGUGAGGACAGAACUAUAGUCAGCCCCAUCAGUGGCACUACACGUGAUGCUAUUGAUACUGAAUUUAUUGGAGCAGAUGGCCAGAAGUUCCAUCUUAUUGAUACUGCUGGAAUCAGGAAAAGGACAACUGUAGCCUCAGCUGGAAGUACAACAGAGGCUUUGUCAGUGAAUCGAGCAUUUCGCGCUAUUCGUCGUUCUGAUGUUGUUGCUCUUGUCAUUGAGGCCUUGGCUUGUAUCACUGAACAGGACUACAAGAUAGCUGAAAGAAUAGAAAAAGAAGGCAAAGGCUGUGUGAUUGUUGUAAACAAGUGGGAUACAAUACCUGAUAAAAACCAGCAGACUGCAUCACACUAUGAGCAAGAUGUCAGAGAGAAGCUUCGUUUACUUAACUGGGCUCCUGUUGUUUAUUCUACUGCUCUAGCUGGCCAUAAUGUUGACAAGAUCAUUGUUGCUGCUAGUGAAGUGGAAAAAGAGAGAUCAAGAAGACUGGGUACUUCUAUAUUGAAUCAAGUUGUGCAGGAAGCAGUAACUUUUAAGCCUCCUCCCAGGACACGAGGUGGAAAAAGAGGACGUGUUUACUAUUGCACUCAGGCUGCUAUAAGGCCGCCUACAUUUGUGUUCUUUGUAAAUGAUGCAAAACUUUUUCCUGAAACUUACCGCCGCUUUAUGGAGAAGCAGCUGCGUUCAAAUGCGGGAUUUCCUGGUACACCCAUUCGGCUUUUGUGGCGCAGCAGGAAAAAAAUGGAAAAAAAUGAAGGCAAAAAGGGGACGAGGAUAAAAAACAAUCCUGCCUCACACGGUCGAAAAUUGAUACCAGCUACACAAUAG